CAUCAUGAAGCUCUUGGUUUUAGCAUUGGUGGCUGCUGUGUCUGCUGCCCCACAGGGGUAUAACUUAGGCGCACCCUCUGGCCCUUCCUUUAACUCUGGAAGUUGUGGCAGUGGACAAGUGCGGCACGUGGAUGGAAGAUGCGUUACGCCUCAGGUGAACAGCCGGGUGUUCCUGUACGAUGUGCCCGCAAAUGAAGCUGUUGUCAAUCGGCCAAACUAUAUUCCAGAACCUAAAUUGGAACGCAAUAUUAUAUUUGUGAGACUGCCUGAAGGUGCAGAUGGACCAGAACCCAUCGUCGUGCCACCGCCACAACAGCAACACGUAGUGUAUGUCCUGAACAAGCAGUCUGAACAUGACCAGCGAGUGAUCGAGCUUCCUGCACCACCACAAUCGAACCCCGAAGUGUUCUUCGUGAACUAUGCAGAAGGAGAGAACCCGACUCUUCCCAGCGGAGUAGACCUCCAGACGGCGUUGAGCGCAGCUUCCCAGGGCGGCGGUCAAGUUGUUGGAGGUGGUGGAGUUGGAGGCGGAAUUGCGGCGGAAUUGGAGGCGGUUUCGGCGGUGGUAUCGGAGGCGGUUUCGGCGGUGGUAUCGGAGGCGGUUUCGGCGGUGGUACCGGAGGCGGCAGUUACUCCCCUCCCUCCAACCUUUACAGUACACCAUAAAAGUGUAUAUCCUUUUUUUAGAUUAUACAGACUAUUAUUUAUGUAAUUCAGACUUUAUUUUGUUGAAUUUUAUAUUCAUGUAUUUUUUAAGACGAAAAAAUAAAAUGUGACAGUGAAAAUGGAUUCUUUG
Penaeus vannamei (Pacific white shrimp) is the source of this 796-nucleotide messenger RNA. RefSeq lists its product as uncharacterized. The record is from RefSeq and is a predicted model, not a curated record. NCBI's taxonomy places the organism in Eukaryota, Metazoa, Arthropoda, Malacostraca, Decapoda, Penaeidae.